UGCUCUAAAAUGAGGCUGUUAAUCUGGUUUAUAAUAGUGAAUGUGGCUUUUAAGGCGAGUGCCAAGUCAGGAAAAGGGACAAAGCCUUCUGAUGAUCCAUUACAAGCUUAUAAUGAGGUCGUGCGGAGUCUGAUAAGGAACUGGGAGGCCCCCGUUGCCUACCUUAGAGACCGAGGAUUUCUGCCCAGCAACUUUGAAGAUACUUCAAAAAUCAAGCCCAAUCUGGACGCACUGAUGCAGCGUAUAGAGAGGGAUAAAAGGGAUCAGUCAAAACCCAAAGAUGCCAUAGUGAAUAUAAAACCCAAGGAAGUACAAGAAAUAAAAAAGGCCACCAAUACAAGAAUUCAACGAGGCUUUUUGUCACCCAACUUGGAGCAGGCGGAAGCCAAAAUCACCAAGGUGUCGAAGUCGAAGUCCAAGCUGAAUGAACAAGAGCAACAACUGUUGGCCAUGAAGCGGCGGUUGGAACAGUUGCAACAAGAAUCUACCAGACAGGAUCAACCAGAAUAUCAUAGCCAGGUCCAACUAACUCCAAAGGCUAAGGAACCAGUGAAGUCAGCUCAAUCCUACGAUGAAAUUUUGCAACGAAUGAUUGAGAAGACGAGUCCGCACUUCAAACAUCACUCCAAUAUGCGCCUGGCAGCGCUUGAAACUCGAACUGCAUCAGAACCAUCAGUAAACCAAAAAUCUGCAGAUACGCCACAGGCUUCUAAGAAGGAAAACACUGCUGAUUUAGGGUCCAUCAAUUUUCGUAUGUAUAGUGCUCAAAGUAAUUUAUUUGAUAAAACAAUCAGUGAUAUGCCUAAAUCUAGUCGAGCGGAGAAACAGAAAAACAAAGAGGCAUCUAACUUGGAUCUAGAACUGGUGGCUCCCAGGUAUCUGAAUUGGGACAUGAAAAAAGGGCAACUUGACCACUAUUCAAGAAACGAGAAGGAGGCCUAUUUGAAUCAGUUGGUUAGAAUGUUCGGUCGAAAUCUGGACUUGAAGGAGACCAAUAAAAAAUGGAAGAUGAGCAGUUUUCCUAGAAGCACAGCUCCCCUUCCCGAAGGCACACAUUCUUUAUCUUGA
Messenger RNA from Drosophila eugracilis, 1068 nucleotides. RefSeq lists its product as uncharacterized. The record is from RefSeq and is a predicted model, not a curated record. NCBI's taxonomy places the organism in Eukaryota, Metazoa, Arthropoda, Insecta, Diptera, Drosophilidae.